Molecule: messenger RNA, 6202 nt
Organism: Carassius gibelio (silver crucian carp)
Lineage: Eukaryota; Metazoa; Chordata; Actinopteri; Cypriniformes; Cyprinidae
Product: zinc-alpha-2-glycoprotein
Exons: 6
Coding region: 152-1186 (344 amino acids)
Biological process (GO): immune response
Cellular component (GO): external side of plasma membrane
Source: RefSeq, a predicted model, not a curated record
AGUGAGAGGUAGUAGUGCUCGCCUCGCAGUAAAACCCGGAAGAGACGAACCUUACAUGUUGAUGUACUCUAGCUCGGCUGAUGGCGAAUUUCGAAAAUGUUAAGAACAAAUAAAUGGAUACGUUCUAGUUUUUUUUAAAAAUCUGUGUAUAAUGUUUUUGUGUUUUGUAUUAAUGUUUGUAUUACUGUAUCUUGGCGAUGCUCAGCAAGUCUGUUUUUCAGAGGAUCAUUACCUCCACUUCAAGUUUACAGCACUUUCCAAAGCAGACACUUUCCCAGAGUUCAGUGCUGUAGCUGUUGCUGAUGACAGACAGAUCAAACACUACAGUAAUGAAGAAAGAGACUGGAUCCUGACUGCAGAUAACUGGAUCAAUCCUCCUGAAGAACCACCUGAUUCUAGAGACUGGUUCCUUCAUCAGUUAAAAUCUCUGUCAAACUGCACAGACUCUCAGUGCUUUGAGCCCCAUGUUCUUCAGAGAGUAAUUGGUUGUGAACUAGAGAAAUCUCCUGAAGGAACAGUGAGUCUGAGAGCAUUUGAUGAAUAUGGGUUUGAUGGAGAGGAUUUUAUGUCCUUUGAUUCUGACACUCAGCAGUGGAUUGAGAAAAACCCCAAAGCUAAAGAAACCAAAAUCAAAUGGGAUCAGCAAACUGGACGCAAUAAACUCCUGCACCAUUACCUGAAGACCUGCACUGACUGGAUCUCCAGCUUUAACAACACAAAGAAGAAUUCACCAGAUGUUGGUUUGUUUGUGAAGAAAGCUCCUGAUGAUCACAGUAAGCUGGUUCUGAUCUGUCUGGUCACUGGUUUCUACCCCAGAGAUAUUGAGAUGAACAUCAGAUUGAACAGAAUUAAUAUUCAGAACCAAAUAUCAUCUGGAGUCAGACCCAAUGAUGAUGAAACCUUUCAGAUGAGAUCCAGUGUGAAGAUCGACAGAAACCACAGAGGAUCUUAUGACUGUCAUGUCAUUCACAGCAGUCUGACAGAACCAGUGUCAGUAAACUGGGAUGGAACAUGUAUUGACUGUGAAAAAGGAGUUCUAUGGUUUGUUAUAGCAGGAUUAGCAGUUCUAGUUCUAGUUCUAGUUCUCGCUGUGAUUGGUUACUGCAUCUACAAAAAGAAAAAGUCAAAUGAUUACAGAUAUGGUUGCGAUGAUGGUGUAGAGAGGAACAUGAUUACACCAGUUUAGUCAUGUUUUUUGCACUGAAUUUAAUUGUAAUCGAUCUACUGACUGAACUGGGGUUAAUUUACUGUGGUUGAGGACACUCAUUACACAUGAAACUGCAUGGAUCUUCGCACAAAUCUUCUGGAUCUGCAUAAAAUAUAGUAUGAUUUCAAUUUGUUAUUUUUUUAUUUUAUUGUUCCUUCAGAAUUUUAAACCUGUGUUACUUUUAUUUUAAUAAUAAUACAUAAUUAUGACCAUUUAUGUGCCUUAAUACUCCGUUGAAAUAUGAUGCUGCUUUUUCAUGUUUCUUCGAAGAAUCAAAAACAUACCUAACAUGAGUUACAAGUGUAGCAUAACUCUCUGUUGUUGUUGAUGAAACGAAUUUAAAUGAAACGUCUUAUAAGAAGGAGAUGCAAAGGACUGCUUUGAAACAGAUUUACUUCUCAUUUGGAUAUUAAUGUAAAUAUCACUAGUUGAGACAAACGUCUACACUAUUUAUGAGGUUAGAAUCCCACUGAAAAACCAUAAUGUCUAUUUCAAUUGAUUUAGAUGUAUUUAAUCUUUUGCUCAAGAAAUACCACUAUUUCAUAAAAAUAUUCAUUUUUAUGUUAUUCUGCACUAUAAAAAAUAAAAAAAGAUUAUGAGCUUAACAGUAACAGUUCAAAACCUGUUAAUUGGUUUAACAGGUUAACUGUAUGUAGUGAAAACAGUGGUGUAGUGGAGAGUAUACUGCUUAUAUACUGACUAAUUAUAUUGCCAAGGACCGCCCAAAAAUACAAUUCUGCUUACACCACUGGUGAGAACAAAAAAGGACAGUUUUCCUUAGAAAGUUCCAGCCGGAAAGAAAUAAUAUUAUGUGGAAAAUGGGUUUUAUGCUGUAAGGUUGCAGUGAAGCUUUUACUGUGGACCAGUUACUGAAAUGAAAUCUACAGCAUCUGAAAGCAAGGUUGUUGUGGUUUUAUUAUCUGGUUUGAGCAAAGUUUUAAAAACUGUGAUAUAUUGAGAUAAUGUAGCCUUUUUUUGUAAUUACGUUACCAGGCAUCUUAUUGUAGGGGUCAAUUUUCCGGGGACAGUCCCGGUUUUUAGUGUUCUGUCCCCGACUGAAGUUGUUCCUAGUGUUUUAUGGUGUCUCCUUUAUCUAUACACCUUUUACCUAUUUAUUUAUUAUUCUCAGGUAGGUAAGGAAAGUCGACUAUAGACAAAACUAUAAGCAUUCCAAUAGUACUUACAAUUUGCUCUGAAGACUUCCUUGUUGUCAGUUCAAUACUACGACUUAGGUGCCCUUGAGAAAGGCAUCGAACCCCCAACUGCUCCCCGGGCGCCGCAGCAUAAAUGGCUGCCCACUACUCCGGGUGUGUGCUCACAGUGUGUGUGUGUGUGUGUGUGUGUGUGUGUUCACUGCUCUGUGUGUGUGCAUUUCGGAUGGGUUAAAUGCAGAGCACAAAUUCUGAGUAUGGGUCACCAUACUUGGCUCAAUGUCACGUCACUUUACGUCACUUUUUUCUUGCUUACGGCUCUUAAAUUACUACUCUUGCAGACCAUAACUUGUCAAUAAUAAAAUAUAUACAUAUUAAAGUUAACAAAAGUUAUAUCAAAGUACAAUAGAAAAGUUACAAAAUCAAGGUAUAAUCAGCUGUUAUCAGGCGUCGAGGGAUACUUUGCUUGUUCAGUAUCCGUCCGUCGAGUCUCUCUCUCAGUCUUUUAUACACAGACGUCGAGCGCUGUUUCUUCUGAUGUCAUCACCUGGAGUGCUGCCAACUCCUCUGCCGAGGCUUUCAGUUGUUUACUUCGCAUUGCUUUAGUCCUUUUCUCAGUGGUGGACGAAGUACACAAAUCAAGUACUUGAGUAAAAAUACAGAUACGUAUAGUAAAAUAUUACUCCAGUAAAAGUAAAAGUACUCCUUUUUCAAUUUAAUUCAAGUGAAAGUACAAAAGUACUAAUUUUUUUAUGUACUUAAGUAAAAGAGUACUGAAAGAUAGAUGUUUGCAAUUUUAUAUAGGCUACUUACUUUAAUUUUAUAUUAGCAGAUAUUUUUUUUAAUAAUCCCACUGCUCAAAAUACCUGGGAUUUUUUCCAAAAUAACCACUAUAUGGAGUCAAGAUAUAUUUUUGUUGUUGAUAUGGACUACGCCGAUGAGAGUAAUGUUGACUGUGAAGCUUACACUGUGAUGUACCUGAGAGAAAACAGAGAUGACCGUCUGAUUUUUUUUUUACUUCUCAAAUCUUGUCUGUGGUGUAAAAACACCCCUGGCCAAACGGGGUGCAUCCCUUCCCACUUUGAUAAUUACUGUAGUUACUAUAUUCUGAACAUCACAUCCUUACUUUUGUCCCUAGAUGUAAUCUCUCUCUCUCUAUAUAUAUAGGUGGUUGAAUAAAAAUAUUUGGACAUUAUUUAUAAAAAUUACCUCAAGUUAGCACCAGCAAGCUUGUUAGCUAGACAGUUAGCAUCAGCUAACAAUAUUUACUGAUUUUCAGUACGGUUAUGAAUAAACAUUCAUGCCUGUCUACUCGUCUAGUUAAUCCAAACAAUAUACAUAUGUAUAACCUUACUGUUGAUAAACAAUAUAAAAACGGACGUCACAUAGGACAUGGUAGCAUUUUAAUAAAACAGUUAAUAUUACGGCAGCGGGGAAUUUGAACAUGCACGAGUUAUUUUAUUUAAUCUGUGUUAGUUUAAUGGGUUUUUUUUUAAAAAAUGUUUUACCUAAAACACAGAGCAGCUGAUUGAUGUGUCUGCAUCGUCUGCACUCGAGCAUUUCAGUGGGCUUAAACAGAUCACUCUUUACAGCGGAUUUAGUUCCCAAACAACUGACAAUUUUGACCUUAAUAUGAUUUUCAGUGACAAUAAUUAAUCCUAAAUGUCGACAUUAAUAUACUUUUAGCAACAUCAGACCAUACCUGUCAAGUUUUGGAUUUGAAAAUAAGGGAAAUUUUCCAGCGCCCAUUGCGAGCAGUCCCACCACCCCAACAAAGCUCCAGUAUCCCUUACAUUUUAAGACAGGUGUUAUAGCCCAAAUGAAAACACAAAAGGGUAUAUAUGAAGAGCAUUUAUUUAAAGGCUUAUUUGCAUAUUUUCUGUUAAUUUAACAUUGCUUGUUUUUACAUUUACAUUUUAUUUUAAUUCCACACAUUCUUUUCAUUUCAUAUUGCUUUUCUUUUACAGUUUUUCUUUUCAUUUCACAACUUUUCUUUUACUCUUUUAGUGAGUUGUUGUACCAAUUUGGUGCAGACUUUGCAUUCUUUAAAAAAGUAAAUUCGCUGUCCCAUUUAUCACGGUAUUUACACAUGGGUUUUGGUUUUUUGGCAGGUGUGCCUUCACUCUCUAUCGUAGCAUCCAUUAUCCGUCUCUGUUUUUUCUUUUGUUGUUGUUGUUUUUCCCACGUUAUAACUCAUGUCAUCUGACCUCACACACCCCUCGCGACAGGCUACUACAGGUGGGAGUUAUCGCGAGACUAGUGACAGAGCUCAGAUUGGGAAUGUUUUUAUUAUUAUUAUUUUAUUAAUAACGCAGGUAAAAAAAAUAAAUAAAUAAAAAUACGGGAGAUUUACGGGAAAAUACUAAUACGGGAGGACGGCGGGAAAGAAGGGUAAAAUACGUGACUUUCCCGGCCAAAACGGGAUACUUGACAGGUAUGCAUCAGACGCACGCGCGCUCACAAGAUCUCCCGGUUCUUACUGACUCGCACUAAACGGUUCAUUUGGAUCAGUGAGUGGUCGACUCCAGAACAGCUGCAAUCGGAUCAUUCUAAUUCGUAAACGAAUCAUUUGGUGCGAUUCGCGAUCCGAUUUAAACGUUUAUUUUGAAAAGACUCAGUUCAUUCAUGAUGAAUCAGACACCGCUUCUGCGUGUCGGAGCACGUGAUAUUAUUAUAGGGAGUAACGAUAUGUUUUAUGAAAUGUAGUGAAGUUAAAAGUACGAUCUCAUGCUUUGGAAUGUAGUGAAGUAAAAGUUAAAGUUACUCAAAAUAAAACUAGGUACUUUUACUUCAUAACAAUUUACUGGAGAAAAAAAUUGUUAUUUUUGGGGUAUUUGUACUUUAUUAAUGUAAAAUGUAAACGGAUGACUUGUACUUGUACUUGUACUUUUACUUCAUACCAAUUUACUGGAGAAAAAAAUAUUUUUGGGGUAUUUGUACUUUAUUCAUGUAAAAUGUAAACGGAUGACUUGUACUUUUACUUCAUACCAAUUUACUUGAGGAAAAAAAUUUGGGGGGUAUUUGUACUUUAUUCAUGUAAAAUGUAAACGGGUGACUUGUACUUGUACUUUUACUUGAUGCAAUUUCUGGAGAAAAAAAGCUGUUAUUUUCCACAUUAAAUAUGGUAAACAGAAACAACUUUUGAUGUGAAAGAACCAAUAAGGUUUUUGAUAUAGGCCUAGCUGUUUGUUAGCUGUGGUAUAUUGGCUGAAUGCACAAAAUGACUGAGUGCAAAUACUAUCAGUGAAGAGAAUUUAAAUACAUUCAUGUUUUGGUGUAGGGAUGACAGCUUUUUUUUAAUGAAAUGUUAAAGAUGUCCAAAAUGUGUUUAAAUGAGCAUUGUUUGUUAUAUUAAUUAUAAAUCAUGUUUAGUGAUGUUCUUACUAGGGAGUGGACUUUUUACACCCCAGGCUAUUUGCAAUAGUUACUAUUUACUAUUUUUCAGUGUGUUUUUUAGUAAUUGUAAAAAAAGAAAGAAAAAAAAAACAGGUCUUCCAACACCACUGUAUCAAUAAUGAUGUUAAUGUAUGGAGCCCACAACAAUAAAAACAUUUGUAGAUAAUGACAAGUUAGAUUUCAGUGAGAUUUUGACAACUUAACUAGAAAAUGUCCCUGGUUUUCUUUUCAGAAAUCUGGUCACCUUAUCUUAUUUGUUCCUGACUUUGGGCAAAUAUUUAAUUCAUGUGAUGUGCUGUAGUGUAUGACUUAUGCAUUUAUCUGAGUAAAGUGUGCUUGAUGGUAUUUGCUGGUACUUUGCCUCCUUAAUACAUCAUUUAAAUUGGAGAAAAAGUUAUGUAAAUGAACAUUGUUGUGUUUCUCAAAUAAAGAGAUUCUUUCUCAUGAA